UUUUCCUCUUGUUUUAUUUUAGCCUCGUAUCCACUUUUGACACAUAUAUAUACCCCUUCAUACCCUCUCAUAAUUCCUCAUCCAAAACCAGAAGAAAAAAAAAAUUCAUUCAUUUUCAAUCUCACUUCUCUCUUCUUCUCUUGUGCUAUAUAUCUCUUGCUUAAUCUUUGUCUUUACAAAAACAAAACAAAAAAAAUAUGUCUGGGGUUUGGGUGUUCAAGAAUGGCGUGUUUCGAUUGGUCGAGAAUCCUCAAGCAGAAUCGGAAGUAAGGCAUGGGAAGAGGAAGAUGUUGGUUCACUUGCCCACAGGGGAAGUGGUAACUUCUUAUGCUUUUCUUGAGAGAAUAUUGAUUGGUUUAGGUUGGGAGAGGUACUAUGAUGGAGAUGUUGAUUUAUACCAAUUUCAUAAACACUGUUCUAUUGACCUAAUUUCUCUACCUAAAGAUUUCUCCAAGUUCAAUUCCAUACAUAUGUAUGAUAUUGUCAUAAAAAACCCUAAUGUUUUCCAUGUUAGGGAUAAGUGGUAAUUUUGGAUGCUAAUUUUGGAUGCUACUACUAGCUAAGUAGCUAGCUCCUUCAUUUAUCUUUUUUUUAGGGGUUUAGGUUUUUUUUAUGACGCUGGUGUGUUUUUCUAUACAUAUAUAUAUCUAGAGUUUUGUGGAAACUCUAGUGAUAAAGCUUGUUGAUUUCUUUUUGGUUUAUGUUCAUAGAGAGGGGAAUAAGUAAAAUAUAGAUGAUUGAUGGUGUUGAUGUGUUUGACUUGACUAGUGUAUAUUUGCUUGGAGUGCUCUUUGUAACAUAUUGAGUAUUGGUUUCUAAUAAUAUCUUUAUUUCUUGCAUUUCAAUAA
Medicago truncatula (barrel medic) is the source of this 848-nucleotide messenger RNA. Its product is annotated as flowering-promoting factor 1-like protein 2. The transcript has a single exon. The record is from RefSeq and is a predicted model, not a curated record. Gene Ontology annotation, biological process: regulation of flower development. Bases 198 to 527 code for a protein of 109 amino acids. NCBI's taxonomy places the organism in Eukaryota, Viridiplantae, Streptophyta, Magnoliopsida, Fabales, Fabaceae.